AUGUCGGAUCCAACGUGCUCGGCGCGGACGUUCUUGGCGACGACCGCCAAGCAGCGUCUCACGACAUACGACGCGAAGACGUGGGAGUACUUUGACGUUGGCCCGCGCUCGGCCACGACCAUCGUGCUGCUUCCAGACGCCAUUGGCUCGGCGAUCGCCUACCACGCGCUUUUGCCUGCGCUCGCCGCCGCCGGCUACCGAGCCCUCGCUGUGCACUGUCCGGUCGUGUGGACCCACGAUGAGCUGGUCCACAGCUUGGACCGGUUCCUCGACGCCCUCAACCUCGCGUCGGUACAUUUGUAUGGCGCGAGUCUCGGAGCUACGUUAGCACAGCGGUUCUGCUCGGCUUUUCCGCAUCGUGUGCGCUCGCUCGUGCUCACACGCGGCUAUAACAGUGGCAUGGCUAUCGGCACUCGCUACCUAAAGAUACUUAUGCUCAAGGAGCUCGACACGUCAGAGGAUGUCGCUGUGAACGCCGCAUCGGACUUCCUGCGGCAGCAGCUCGAAAGUUUGAGCCAGGCGCAGCUCGCAUCGCGCUUGACGUUGGGAGGCCUAUCGAGCAGCAGUGGUCCUGCACGGGACCUCCACAUUCCGUACAAUCGCGUCACCCUCCUUGACAGUUAUGGCUCCAACAACGCUGCGGAUUCGGACCAACGCGAAGUCAUGUAUGAGCGGUUCCGUGACGCUAAAAAGGCACUUCUCAAGGCCUCGGGGCGCUUCCCAUAUCUCUCGCAUCCCGACGACGUGGUCUUGUACCUCCAGGUCCACUUGCGAGCCCAUGCGUGCUAG
Molecule: messenger RNA, 789 nt
Organism: Saprolegnia parasitica CBS 223.65
Lineage: Eukaryota; Oomycota; Saprolegniomycetes; Saprolegniales; Saprolegniaceae
Exons: 9
Coding region: 1-789 (262 amino acids)
Source: RefSeq, a predicted model, not a curated record